GCAUCUUGGGAUCUCCAAGUGCACGCAACCCUAGCUCUUUGCCAUAGAAGCUACAUUCGCCAUCAUGGAGCCCGAUCAACUGAAAGAGAAGCUGCACGUCGAUAAGGAGAAGCUCAAGCAGCAAUUCGAUGUCUCCCAUUUCGGCCUCAAUUCCGUCUUGAGGGGUGCCCAGUUGACCUUUGUUGGAGCCCACCGAGCGCUUCAGAAUCCCGGUAUAUUUACCUCCGAUCACUAUAAACAGGCUGCUGCUGCUGUCGUCGCAGGCCUGGCCAUCCGCCUCAUUGUUUCCAUUCCCAUUAUCGGUGUUCGGGUUCUGCUAUGGUUUCUUUCUUUCGUAAUGAACCUUGAACAGGUGACCUGGGACAAUCAGAUCGUGGAAGGGCUGGACUUUCUCGAGGAAUACGUCCUCCAAGUACCGUUCUUCCUCAUGACCCUCAUGCGCUACGUCACGCCAACACUCGAUAACCUGUUCAUGGAUUCGCUCCAAUGGGUCGAUCUGACGUACGUUCAGAAACACAAGCACGAGAACCCCGACAAUCUACGCGACAUGUAUUACCCGAACCUCAAAGGCUACAAGGUUAAAGACGGGAGCACCCAUAGUACGAGCACGGCCGAAGCGCUAUCGAUGUUCUUCAUGCGAUUCGCUCGCAAAGGCGGCAUCUCUCUAGCCAUCUUCGCCUUAUCAUAUGUGCCUUAUGUUGGUCGCUUUGUUCUGCCAGCCGCCAGUUUCUACACGUUCAACAAGGCAGUCGGCAUGGGACCAGCAUCCAUCAUCUUCGGGACCGGCAUUUUCCUACCGAGACGCUAUCUCGUGAUUUUCCUGCAGAGCUACUUCUCGUCGCGAACCCUGAUGCGCGAGCUGCUUGAGCCGUACUUCUCACGAGUGCACUUCACCAAGGAUCAGAAGCGCAAGUGGUUCCACGACCGCGAGGGCUUGCUCUUCGGUUUUGCGUUGGGAUUUUAUACGCUCAUCAGGAUACCUCUUGUCGGAGUUCUCGUCUACGGCAUUGCCGAGGCCUCGGCGGCCUACCUCGUCACCAAGGUCACCGACCCUCCCCCGCCGUACAGCGAGUCUGCUGGCUUUGCAGCCAGUCAGCAGACUUGGACGAAUAAGCACGAAUUCCUGAGCUUGGAGUUGUCCAACCUGGAUUCCAUGCACCAUCGGUCCAAGCAAAAUAGUGGGCAGGCCCAGAGUGACAUACCGAUCCCAUCUGUAGAGAAAGCCAGCCACUGAGUGCCCCUCUCUUUCAUCGGAGAAGAUCCGACCGCCGAGUCCGAAGCUGGAGUAGUAUUAUAGGGGGGUGUUGCAAAGUUCAUCUUGGAGUACUGUACAUACAGACGGCUUCCAGCGGAUUUCGAGAGAAGCACGGAAGGUCGGCUUCUUCAUAACCACCAUGACCAGAAGCGAACAUCAGGUGGCGCUUCUGCUGAUUCCAAUUACGUUUCGCGGCCGAUAGGGAGAGCGUUCGCUCAUGCAGAGUGAAGUCACCGCGACGAAUCACCGACAGGGGUUGGGGUGUCGCCGGCGGCGAGAUCGUGCGGGGUGAAUGGGAGCUUCUGAUAAGCUCCCAUGCUAUGCCCACUACAGCUCAGGAGCUCUAGGACAGCUCCGCGCAACCCCCGAAAAUCCGUAGACCUAGUGUACAUUGGCUCACUGGCCUUAAUCGAUGCGCGCACGAUGUGAUGGGAGUCCAUAGCUUGCCAAGGGCGGGGUAAUCAUAGACGCCUACUUAU
This is a messenger RNA of Verticillium dahliae VdLs.17, 1734 nucleotides long. Its product is annotated as transmembrane protein UsgS. The transcript has 4 exons. The record is from RefSeq and is a predicted model, not a curated record. The coding region runs from base 65 to 1234 and encodes 389 amino acids. Lineage: Eukaryota; Fungi; Ascomycota; Sordariomycetes; Glomerellales; Plectosphaerellaceae.